Molecule: messenger RNA, 1563 nt
Organism: Peniophora sp. CBMAI 1063
Lineage: Eukaryota; Fungi; Basidiomycota; Agaricomycetes; Russulales; Peniophoraceae
Source: the annotation of a GenBank genome assembly
AUGUCAGCCAACCUCGCUACCCUGGCCGUCCUCGCCUUAUUCUUGGGCCUUCUUCCUAAUCAGGAUGUACCUAUCAGUCUGCCCUCAACACCACCGCAAUCCUCCGUCCCAGUCUCACAAACCCUCCUCUCCUUCUCCCUCGAAGGUGACCGCUGGCCUGAAUGGGCCAACUCGCCGCUCUUCCUCAACGCCCUCGACAAUCUCGCGCAACGAACAGGCGUACCACCACCCAUCCGUAUCGGCGCUGAUUCGGCUGAUCAUACGAAGUUCGUGUCUGGGAAUGUUGCGCAGGCCGUGUUUCCUAACAGAACGGCAUCGGUUCCGUACCCCGAAGCGACGAACGUCACGAUCGGACAGGGAUACUAUGCUCUGGCCAGCAAUACACGCGUUAUCUGGGACGUCAACUUCGGGUCUGCGAAUAUGACAGAGACGUAUCUCGAGACGAUGGCGAUCUGUCAGGCUUUCAAGUCGCCGGCUAUGCAGAACGCGGGUGUAACCCUCCAAGCGCUCGAAGUGGGGAACGAGCCCGACGAGUACCCUCGACCCAAGCAUAACCUCCGCGAUCCGAAUUGGGAUGUGGGCGACUACGUCAAGGAAUGGACAACGUAUGCGGCGAAUGUUACCACGGUUGCGAACAAGCUUAUGGGAAGCGAGGUACCCAUACAAGCACUCGCGUUCGGCUUUCAGAGGGAUGGGUUCACUGUGCCGAACGCGAUUUCGGAUGGGCUUCUCAACUCCACGGCCAGCCAGGACAUCAAAUGGAUAUCUCAGCAUCACUAUUCCGGCUCAUACUGCGACGGCCCCGUUCCGGACAUAGUCGACGCACGCCAGGCUCUCAUGAACAAGACGAACAUCCGCGGCAACCUCUCGCUCUUCGAGAAUGACAUAGCUCUCGUACAUCAGCACGGGCUGAAGUACGUUCUGGGCGAGACGAACUCGUUCUCGUGCCAUGGUGCACCGGGAAUCAGCGAUACGGCCGCCGCUGCAUUGUGGGCCAUCGUGUAUACGUUGCAGGCGCCGAAGGUUGGGAUUGAGAGGUUGUUCUUCCAUAAUGGUGUCGGGUUCAAGUACAACUUCUUCCAACCGGUGACCCUAACGCGCGACAUCGAGACCGGCGCAUCUCUAUCCUCCCCUCUCCCACCACACGUCCAACCCGCUUACUAUGCUGCUUUGGUCGUAGCCGAAGCCAUCGGCAACAGCGGCGCCACGACAAUCGCCGAGCUCGACCUUCUAACCAACCCGCAGAUUGCGGGGUUCGCGUUCUUCGACGGAGGCAUACUUUCGCGAGCACUCUUUGUGAAUCUUCAGGCUUAUGAAGAUGGAUCGGAUCGCGAGAGCGUGCAUCUUGUGCCUCAAGUAGCCGUGGAUGUGGGGUAUGAUACGAUGCAGAUUGCGAGGCUGGCUGUACCGACGGCUAGCUCAACUUCGGGCAUUACGUGGGCAGGCCAGUCUUUCGAGGGUGUAGAUGGGAGAGCGUCGGGGACUCUGUCUGUAGAGUCUGCCGCUAUCACGGACGGCUUCGAUAUAGCCGAUACAGAGGCCGUACUGCUGACCUUCUCGUGA